GGGCCCCAUGUGGUUCUGCAUGUCUCUGCGUAGCGUGGUGACCAGGUGGUUGAAGGUGUGCUUGGCAGCUUGGUCCCCAUGGCCUGCCAUCCAGAGCCAGCCAUGGCAAGCCACGAUAUGCAUGCGUUGCCCGUUCAAUCGCUCGACAGCUGCUUGCACCCAUGUCAUCCAUCUCGAAGCUGCCCCCCUCUCGACGCGGAAGUGUCCAUUCCUAUUCUAUUCUCGGGUGGGGUCCAACAGUGAGUGCGACCGCCUUUGGCGGCCCAUUCUCAUUGGAGCCUGUAAGCGCAGGUCAAAGUCUCACGCACUUGAUGUGAAGGCGGCCGGCCGGCCUGCCUUGUGCCCUAGCCUACGUUAGUCUGGAAUGCAGAGCAGACACACACACACACACACACACUCGCUCACUCACUCACUGCUC
Molecule: messenger RNA, 418 nt
Organism: Colletotrichum godetiae
Lineage: Eukaryota; Fungi; Ascomycota; Sordariomycetes; Glomerellales; Glomerellaceae
Exons: 1
Coding region: 8-358 (116 amino acids)
Source: RefSeq, a predicted model, not a curated record